AUGGACCAUGAUGUCCGUAUCCAUUAUGCACCAUUUCGUGAAGUUUCAUCCAAGAUUUAUCGAGUUCAUCGAGGACGAGUCAAAGAUAUUGGUAGCUCGUAUGCUGUGCCUAAAGUUUUCUGGACCGCAGCAGAAGAUGGACUAGUGUAUCAAUUUGAUCUUCGAGCACUACCCAAGACCAAUGGAGUGUGUGAGACUCCGGAUACAUCCGGGGUCUUGAUUAAUUUAGGAAGAGACAGGAACGGGAAUGUACUGAAAGCAAUGGGGAUGACAGUGCAUCCAUUGGACCCAAUGAAGGUCGCAGUAGCCUGUGGGGACUUUUACACGAGGAUGUACGACCGACGUAUGCUGAGAGUACAGCAGUAUGCAAGAGCUACCGGAGCUACGAGUCCGGUGGAGGUUUUUGCACCGCCACAUUUGCAUUUGGAUGCGUUUUGCGACAAAAAGACAAAGAGAUUUCAUGACAAAUGUCAUGGGACGAGUAUUCAAUUCAGCAAUGACGGAUUAGAAAUUCUUGCCAAUUACCACAAUGAUCAUAUUUAUCUGUUUAAAGUGGGCUCGGAUGAGACAGUGGUAUUCAAGAAGGAUAAUAAGAGUGAACCUCAAAUCCAGCCAUUAGUGUGGCUCAAUGGAGCGCAUAUGGAUGAGCCAAGAUUGUCACCAGAUUUGCAUUUGGAAGAAGUGCAGAUGCUGCAUGAUCGGGGAAAAGAAGCACUUGAUAAAAGCGAGUAUAUGCACGCACUGAAGCCGCUCAAUGUAGCUUGUGCUGCUCGUGGAGUGAUUAAAAUGACACCGACACGACGCAAAGAUCUUCACCACGACUGCGCGAAAGCUUAUUUAGGAAGACGGUGGAACGCAGAUACUUAUUUGGCUGCUGUGCAAUGCAAAAAGGCGCUGGAGCUUGACCCGAAUGACCGAGAGGUUGCAUUGUCGUAUAUCAAGGCACUAAGUGCAGGACGACGACAACCACAAGCAAGGUGGCAGUCCCGACGAUACAAGGAAAAGUAUCCAGAUCACGAGGCGGACGUCAUUCCAUUCUUGAAUGGUAGUGCGUCGGUUACAGACGGUGGUCGUUCGCUACAGCACAUGCUCCGCCCGGGGAGAUCAUCCAGCGACGACGCAUCUAUCAACAGCGAGGAAGUUUCACAUGGCAGCAGCCAGAGUGAUGACUCAGAAGACGGGUUACCUGAUGAUGACGACAGUUUUUGGGAGGGUGACUUGGUGAACAGCACACCGGUAAAUUGUGAUGUCCUCCGUCGUUACAUUGGGUAUUGUAAUGUGCAAACGGACAUUAAAGAGGCCUCGUUCUUUGGAAAGAACGACGCGUACAUUAUCGCAGGGAGUGAUGAUGGGCGUGCGUUAGUGUGGGACAAGGCAACUGGGGAGUUGGUGAAUGCAAUUAAAGCAGACGCGGACAUUGUGAAUUGUGUUCAGCCCCAUCCUUUUGAUGCGUGUGUGGCGACAAGUGGUAUCGAAGAUGUCAUUCGUUUAUGGAGCCCGACCAGUGGCGAGGAGAAUACUCCAACAAAAUCUGAAUUGGAAGACAUCUUGACGAGAAAUCAGAGUCAAAUGGAUAGUAUGGCGGUUUCGUUUGAAGGAGAUCUACACAACAUGGUUCGCCUCGUCUUCCAGUCAGGCGGAGAUCACCAGGCCAUUCAAGAGUGUGCGACUAGCUAA
Messenger RNA from Peronospora farinosa, 1677 nucleotides. The record is from the annotation of a GenBank genome assembly. NCBI's taxonomy places the organism in Eukaryota, Oomycota, Peronosporomycetes, Peronosporales, Peronosporaceae.